Messenger RNA from Cuscuta campestris, 521 nucleotides. NCBI's taxonomy places the organism in Eukaryota, Viridiplantae, Streptophyta, Magnoliopsida, Solanales, Convolvulaceae. The record is from the annotation of a GenBank genome assembly.
AUCGCAGGGGGGAAUCGGAGAUGGAAGGGAGAGGCUGCGGCGGAUGCAGCCGGCGAGCAGGGUGUGUGGCUGCGACUGGCGAGGAAGAAACAGAGCAGGCGACUGGCGAGGAAGAAUCGUAGAAGUUUAGAAGAAGUAACGGGAGGAAUGGGAGGAAACCCGGAUAUAAGAGGGGAAUUGGAAAGAGCCACAAACGGCUAGGAGAAAGGAAUUUUUUUGAGCAAUGCUACACACUACGGCUGUGCAUUAUUCGGUCCAGGCCAAAACCAGACCGGACUGGUCCUUAUUCGGUCCGGUCUCCGGUUUUUAAUAUUUUCUUAUUUGGGUUUCGGUCCGGUCCACUGGGUUUCGGUCCGGACUGGUGGACCAGUUAUAUUUUUUUUUUAAAUAUUUUUUUUAUAUAGUUUUAUAAUAUUAUAUUUUUUAAAGAUAUUUUCUUAUACUUAAAAAUUAAUUUAACUAUAAUACUAAAAGUUUUUAAAUAUUUUGAUUUUAUUAUUUAAUAUAAUUUUUUAAAUUUG